Molecule: messenger RNA, 1290 nt
Organism: Cladophialophora psammophila CBS 110553
Lineage: Eukaryota; Fungi; Ascomycota; Eurotiomycetes; Chaetothyriales; Herpotrichiellaceae
Product: calcium/proton exchanger
Exons: 2
Coding region: 1-1290 (429 amino acids)
Biological process (GO): calcium ion transmembrane transport; intracellular calcium ion homeostasis
Cellular component (GO): fungal-type vacuole membrane
Molecular function (GO): calcium:proton antiporter activity
Source: RefSeq, a predicted model, not a curated record
AUGCCUGAAGACGGCGGCAUCAACGGCCGCGCAGACUACUCAACCGAACGGACCGGUCUCCUCUCGCGAAUCACCACCACCGACUCCGGGACACCAUAUCACAAGCAUGAAAAUGUCUGGAUCAAAUACCCCUUCCUGGUGCUACAUUUGACCUGGGAGGUUCUCAAGACCAACUACGUCAAUGUCCUCCUCGUUUUUGUGCCUGUCGGCAUCCUGGCAGGUGUUUUAGACUGGUCACCGGCGCUCCAGUUUACCCUCAAUUUUAUUGCCAUCAUACCAUUGGCAUCUCUCCUCGCUUUCGCCACAGAAGAGCUCGCCGUUCCGCUGGGCCAGACCAUUGGAGGACUUUUGAAUGCGACAUUUGGAAAUGCGGUCGAGUUAAUCGUGAGUAUCAUUGCUCUCUCGAAGAACGAGAUCCGCAUCGUCCAAGCCAGCAUGCUGGGCAGCAUCCUGUCCAAUAUCCUCCUGGUCUUGGGAUGUUGCUUCUUCGUCGGCGGCAUCCGUUAUCCUGAACAGAGCUUUAAUUCGACAGUCGCAUCAACAAUGUCGUCGCUCAUGACCGUCGCCACCUCCUCUCUGAUCAUUCCUGCCACCUUGUAUGCUGUCAUGUCCAACAACAAAGCACAAGAUGAUAAUAUCAUGAUUCUGUCGCGUGGGACAUCGAUCAUUCUGCUGCUCAUCUACGUGGCAUACCUGUACUUCCAGCUCAAAUCCCACGCCAACCUGUUUGACGACGCUGAAGCGCAAGGACGUGAGGAUGAGGAGGCUCAGCUUUUGGGGCCUUGGGCUGCAGGUAUCGUCUUGGUGAUCAUCACCCUCCUUGUCUCUGUCUGCGCCGAAUACCUAGUCGGCAGCAUCGACGCCAUUGUGGAAGAAGCGCACAUUAGCAAAACCUUUAUCGGUCUGAUCUUGAUCCCUAUCGUCGGCAACGCGGCCGAGCACGUCACAGCCGUCAUCGUUGCGUGGAAGAACAAGAUGGACUUGGCCAUUGGAGUCGCCAUUGGAUCCAGUCUCCAAAUCGCCCUCUUUGUCACUCCUUUCCUGGUGGUGUUGGGCUGGAUCAUAGACAAACCCAUGACACUACACUUCGAGACCUUUGAGACAGUAAGCUUCUUUUUGGCCUCGCUGGUUGUGGUGCUCUUGAUCCAGGACGGAAAAUCCAAUUAUCUCGAAGGAUUGCUCUGCUUGGGUAUGUAUUUCAUCAUUGCCCUGGCCUUUUACGUCUUGCCGGACGAUGCAGGUACUGGACUGAACCUGGGGAAGCUCUUUAGCGGUAGCAGUGGUGCCUGA